CCCCCCCCCUGUGUGCACCCUCCGCCGCCCGUCUCUUUCUUUCUCCCCCUCUUUCCCCCCCUCUCGGCCGGCAGGAUGUUCCCCGCCCCGGCAGCCGAGAUCUAUGGCUUUGUCCUUUACUUCGGGUCGUUCUUCGGCUUCCUUGUCUUCCUUUGCUGGGCCUUGCUCCCGGAGCCGGUGCUUCACUCGCUCGGCUUUACCUACUACCCGGACCACUGGUGGGCAGUGGCCCUGCCGGCACAUCUGACAAUGUCGAUCAUCUACAUCCUGGUCGUGUACUAUGGGUACAUUUUGCUGAAGUCCCCGUCGCUGGAUGAUCCUCGGACGAUUGUCGACUCGCACUCCCGCGUGGGCCUGCUUCGCCCGGCCAUCCCGCAGCAAUGCCCCCCCGUGUCGGCGGUCGAUCUCGCGCCGCACCCGGAGGCCGGGGGCUCCCUGGAACACGGGCAUGGGCCCCUCCCGGCGGCAGGUGCCAUGAUGACCGUGCCCACGGACCCGUAUGCCCCGUUGCCGGCCCUCAGCGACAUCCCCCUGUCGGCCACCAAUCGGGUACUUUUCUAUGGAGGCCGGCCGCCCGGGCCCCUUCCCCCCGUGUCAAGAGCCUGACCCCCCGUCCCGGGGCCACUGCAUGCGUUCCUCGCCCGACUGUGGGGGGCGCCAGGUGCAUGCCCAACACAAAGCCAGCUGCUCA
Molecule: messenger RNA, 691 nt
Organism: Fonticula alba
Lineage: Eukaryota; Rotosphaerida; Fonticulaceae
Exons: 4
Coding region: 76-606 (176 amino acids)
Source: RefSeq, a predicted model, not a curated record